AUGGGUGCCGCAACACCAACGAAAACUGCCUUGAUGGGUGCCGCAACACCAACGAAAACUGCUUUGAUGGGUGCCGCAACACCAACGAAAACUGCUUUGAUGGGUGCUGCAACACCAAGGAAAACUGCUUUGAUGGGUGCCGCAACACCAACGAAAACUGCUUUGAUGGGUGCUGCAACACCAACGAAAACUGCUUUGAUGGGCAACAUGGCCGCCGUCCCUCCUCUCUUCACCGUUCAUGACAAUAUGGUCAUUUGUGGCAUUAACGAUGCAACCCUAUUCCAAGGACGUACGCAAGCUGAGAGAAUUGCUUAUGAAAUAUUCUCUGAUGAUUUUAACACUACAAUGGAUGUAUCCAUUGACGAACUUAACGACGAACUCAAAACAAUUGCAGGAAUGACUACUGCACAAGGGCAAAUUCGAUUGAUGCCUGGCAUCAAGAAAAAUAUUCGCGCCUUCAUCCAAUGGUGCAGGGACGAAUUCCGCAUGGGACGGGACCCAGCAACAGUACAAUUUCCAGUCAUUGAUGCAGCCCAACUGUUUUGA
Cylindrotheca closterium is the source of this 546-nucleotide messenger RNA. Lineage: Eukaryota; Bacillariophyta; Bacillariophyceae; Bacillariales; Bacillariaceae. The record is from the annotation of a GenBank genome assembly.